AUGUUGCAUUCAUUCGCUAAUGGAAUGCGCAGAAAAUCGGCAUCGCUUUCUAGUUUUCAUAAAGUAGAUUUAUUUCGACAAUCUUUUCGAUCGACAAGCAGCUUUUCUUUGCAAUUUCUUAGUCAUAAAGAUCAAGAUUUUAUUGAUGUGAUUAGCAUUGCUGAUGGCGAUGAUAUUAUUCUCAAUUCAUCGAUAAAUCCUUCCACUCAAUUUGAAAAGGAGCGUAUUGUGGUCUCAUUAUCAGAUCUAGAUAGAGAAAUUGAAUCUGCUUAUUGCUCAGAAAGAAGAAGCUUAAGCUUUGGCGAUGGAAUUCUACCAACUUCACAAAAAUUAGACUUUUACGAGAAGUCGGAUAAAAUUCCACAGUUUUGUGAAGAUUUGAGUGCAUUAAUAAAAGAAUCUUCUUUUGAAACUUCGAUGCCAUAUUUCAGUUCAGGACGCAGUAUUUCAUCAGACCACGAUUCUCUAUACCGUGGAAUAAACAGGAACGAUUCAGAGUAUUUCCUAGCAGAUACUAAUUAUAUGACCGAUGAUCAUAGUUGCCAGGAUUUAAAGGAUUAUUCUAAUGAUUUAUCAUUUAACAAUGCUGAGAAGUUGCCUAUUUUAUACACUGCUGUUGGAAGCGCACUGAAUUUCGCUGCGCAAGUGAUGAAAAUUCCAGCAAUUAGCUCAAAAGACCGAAUUGGGGAAGAAGAUUCUAUUAAAGAGCUUACAAGGCAACAAGAAUUGAAUGAAGUAUAUGCUGAAGAUGAUCGUUUAUCGUUGUGCUGGAUGAAUUCACAGUUAACCACUCCAUCAUCAACAUACGAUAAAUUUGUCACUGCUUUGUCGGAUUCUUCACGUGAAUUAAGCGUCAUAUCUGAACACACUGAUUCUAAUCUGGGAACAGGUGAAAAAUAUACCCUGAAUUCACCUCCGGAUGAGUCUGAGUUGGUAGCUACAAAUGUACCAAAUUCUUUUCAUAAAAAAAGCAUUGAUGUUGGGGGCAUUAUUGCUCAGCAACAUCGCUGCCAUUCCGUGGAAAGAAACGUCAAAAAUAUCUAUAUACAAGAUAAAUCCAGAAGGAAGCCGAUACUUUUGCGUGCUUCACCGACUCGCAGUGGUGAAUUUUCGACAAAAUGUAAGAGCCAAAUGGUUUUAGAAGAUGAAAGUGAUUACAUCAGAAACUGGGCGAGACUUGAAGUGCCGGAUAGCAUGCGAAAUUUGUCAUCUUCAAGUCCAAACGUCAACGGAAUGAUCAUGCCAACAGAUGAAGUGGAUAUUAAGGAAACUAGUCGAAGUUUGCAACAUUGUACGGAAAAAGAACAAAAAGACGCUCAUAAAUGGAAGGAGGUUUUACCAGUUACAUUUGGGCCCCAUCAGGUAAUCGGACCAGUUCGGCGAUCUUCUCAGACAUCAACUCGAAAAGCUCCUUUCAGUUCCAUGAAUCACGAGAAGAAAGCUCGAGUUGACAAAAAGCAUUCAAGAAAAGGAAGUGCACUGUUCGAUUUUUUUCGCCGUGUUUUGCUGGAUUUACUUUGUGCACUUCUUGUGAUCGGGUCUAAGCCAUCAAAAAAAAAAGAACUGAACCUCUUAGAAAAAUCUGAUCUAAGAUCUCUUUCGGAUAUUGUAACACCGGUUUCCGAUAGACGGUCAAUUGCCGCGGAAGAAUUUGAUGAUCUACCUGAUAGUCUUGCUAAGGCGAUAUUAGAUAAAGUACCAAAUACAAUAGCUUCCAGCGGUGGUCGUCAUUUAGCCGCACACUUCAAUAAAGAAACACAUCGAUUCAUUCCGCAAGUGUGA
Messenger RNA from Thelazia callipaeda (thelaziosis nematode), 1782 nucleotides. Lineage: Eukaryota; Metazoa; Nematoda; Chromadorea; Rhabditida; Thelaziidae. The record is from the annotation of a GenBank genome assembly.